CCUUAGCUUCGGUUCUGAGUUAGUCUCCACGCCGGGGCGGUAGGAGGGGAACCCUCCACGCGUGGCCAGCUUUUCUCAGGAGGCUGUCAGCCCCGCCCACCCACCUCUCAGCUCCCGCGCUACUGGCGGCGCAGCUUCUAAGUGUCCGCUCCUCCGGUGAGACCGGGUCGGGAGACGCCCUCCUUGCCUGGCGCGGGCAGAGGGUCGCAAAGCAGGCUCUAGGGCCGGCAGAAAUCCCAGUUAGACGACCCCACCGAGUUCCCCGGUCAGAGUGCUGCAGCUGAGCGAAGCGGCUGCUUGGGACGCCUACUCGGGCGCUGCAGAAAGCCUUCUUGGAGUCUGACAUGAUAUCAGUUUGGGACAGUUGCCCAGCUGUUCCUGACUUGGCCACAUGAAGGCUCAGACCAUCCCAGUCUCUCAACAAAAGAGAACCAACAGUAUUAGCAGAUCUGUAUCAGCCGGAAUGCAAGAUCAGAGCCUGGGAGAUAGAUAGCAGUGGCUGUGGACUUCAGCAAGCAUGUGGCCGAGUGGCAUCAGAGCCGAGUGAUGGAUGACCUGCAGUCCCAGAACCUGUCCAUGGACAUGACCGACUCGGCCCCCGCCUUGGCCAGCAACCGCCUGGAGAAUGGCAUGGCCCAGCUGAUCACCACCGAGGCCUGGAACAUCAACUCCACCGACCUGGUGAAGAAGGCCUUGGUGACCGUGCCGGCGCCGUCCAUUCUGAACCCGCCGGCCGAGUCCCAGAGCGGCAUGGCCCUGAAGGUGGCGGCCACCGUGCUGCAGCCCCUGUGCCUCGGGGAGAGCCCGGUGGUGAUGCCCAUUCACAUGCAGGUGGAGGGCAGCUCGGCGCCCGAGCUCAACCCCAACGGCAACGCCACCUACGUCAUGACCACGCAGGGCCCCGUCCAGCUGCCGGUGGUGCUGGAGCAGCACGUCUUCCAGCACCUCAACUCGCCGCUGGUCCUGCCCCAGGAGGCCCCGUGCUCCUCCGGCGCCGUCCACAGCAACCUCUUCCAGGGAGCCGAGGACCCGGAGGCGCAGCCCCAGCUCCUGGACCUGAGGAUCCCCAGCCAGCCGCAGGAGCCCAGCCUGCCCUUCGAAGCCGUGCUCCAGAAUCUGUUUCCCUCGCAGGGCGCUCUGGGCCCCCCACCCUGUCAGCCUCCUCCGGGAUACGCCCCCGUGCCCCCCCAGCCCUUUAACGCCCCUCUGUCGCCCCUGGUUCCGCCGGCCACCCUCUUGGUGCCCUACCCCGUGAUCGUGCCCUUGCCGGUGCCCGUCCCCAUCCCCAUCCCCAUCCCCGUGCCUCAGAGUUCCGAGUCCAAGUUCAGCCCCGGUUGCCCCAAGGCGCCGUCCUCCUUCGGCCUCCAGCCCUUUAGGGGCGGCCCGCCCGCCGUGCAGAAGGAGGAACUGAAGCCCUUCGAGCUCCUGCAGCCGCGGGAGUACUUCCAGCUCAGCCGCCACACCGUCAUCAAGAUGGGCAGUGAGAACGAGGCCCUGGAUCUCUCCAUGAAGUCGGUGCCCUGGCUCAAGGCUGGCGACGUCAGUGCCCCCGCCUGCCAGGAAGACGCGGCCCUUGACCUGUCGCUGGCGACCCACCGGAGAUCGGAGCCCCCGCCACCGCCGGAGACACUGUGUGACAGCAGCGGGGCGGUGGAUGGCCCGGGUCACGCCGCGAUGGAGACACCGCCCGGUGGUGGUGUGGAAGUGCCCUUUGCCCCCGCCACACCCCACGAGGCCGCCGCCGCCGCCGCCGCCGCCGCUGCGAUGGAGAGGCACCUGGGCGGCAGUGACGCUGCCGAGCCCCCUCGCCAGCCCAGUGGCGAGGUCAAGGCUGAGAAUAACAUUGAGCUCGGGAGCGAGUCCCAGGCGGCCAAAGUGAUUGUCUCCGUGGAAGACACUGUGCCCACCAUCUUCUGUGGCAAGAUCAAAGGCCUCUCGGGGGUGUCCACCAAGAACUUCUCCUUCAAGAGAGAAGACGCCAUGCUCCAGGGCUACGACAUCAGCAGCCAAGCGGAAGAGUCCGCGGGCAGCGCGGAGCCCCUUAGGAAACCCAUCAAAAACCGGAGCAUAAAGUUAAAGAAAGUGAACUCCCAGGAAAUACACAUGCUCCCCAUCAAAAAACAACGGCUCGCCACCUUUUUUCCCAGGAAGUAAAUAGUGGCUUUUUAAAAUUUUUAUGAUUAUAAUAUGGGGAAAGGUGCAUUGGUUUUAUAAAAAGGCAUUUAAAACAAAUUAUCUUUGUUAAUUAUUUGGGGGAGUAGUUGGGGAGCGGGAAUGUGAAUUGGCUGUAGAGGCCCUGUAAGCUAGUAUCAUUUUCUUUUUUAAUUUUUGACUUUUCACAAAUGAGUAAAUAAGAGCAACCUAUUUUUCAAGCAGAUUGCACAUUUUUUGCAGCUUUAAUGGAAUAUUGGGUGAAUCAGAGGGGUAAAAAAGCUAUUUUCAUUGCCACCAAGUGCUUUGAUGAUGUAAUACCUAAUAAAGGGUAGGAUGACUAUUUCACAAUAAAUGUUUGUUUGCACUAA
Phacochoerus africanus (Common warthog) is the source of this 2522-nucleotide messenger RNA. RefSeq names its product retinoic acid induced 2 (gene RAI2). Gene Ontology annotation, biological process: animal organ development. Bases 547 to 2154 code for a protein of 535 amino acids. The transcript is spliced from 4 exons. The record is from RefSeq and is a predicted model, not a curated record. Gene Ontology annotation, cellular component: nucleus. NCBI's taxonomy places the organism in Eukaryota, Metazoa, Chordata, Mammalia, Artiodactyla, Suidae.